Messenger RNA from Asterias rubens (European starfish), 3125 nucleotides. RefSeq lists its product as uncharacterized. Gene Ontology annotation, cellular component: Golgi apparatus. The transcript has 9 exons. Gene Ontology annotation, molecular function: protein binding. NCBI's taxonomy places the organism in Eukaryota, Metazoa, Echinodermata, Asteroidea, Forcipulatida, Asteriidae. The record is from RefSeq and is a predicted model, not a curated record. The coding region runs from base 466 to 3096 and encodes 876 amino acids.
GAUAAACUGCACAACUGUUAUUGUUCAACUGUUGCGCCAAGCAAACUUUCCACCUCCGGAAUUUUCCACAAAAAAUAGUGACUCACUUUACCCAAAAUUUUCCCAACAACCAACUACCGUUAAUUAGAUAUAGCGCCCUCAUUGGGGCCAUACGAAUUCGGUCAUAAUAAUAAAACGUACGCGCACGGACGGACGGACGGCCGGGAUCGAUCAUCGAAGGUAAAUUAAAUGUCAAUUUGGUGCAUGGAAACGAGAGACGCUCUUUUGCCCAGUUGGACAAAUUUGUAAGAAUUCUCUGUUUUAUCGAAGGUGAAAUUUAUGUGACAGGAGGUGAUAAGUGUAACCGGCUAGAAAGAUCAUGUCUGGCGCUCAUAAACCUGCGUAGCGUAGCAACGCUACCAAGCAUCAUGUGACCUCCCUUCCCGCCCCUCCCCCACCCCGCCUUCUCGGGGCUCGACUCUCAGGAUGGCGGAGACUGACUCCUACAUCUGGAAGAGCAUCUUCCCCCAGAGCCCUCGCCACCGACCGUGCCACCGCAGCAAGCAGGCAGCCUGCCACUAUGAGGGCCAGAUUUACAUCCAUGGGGGGCGAGAUGGACACCAGACGUUGAAGGACUUUUGGCGGUAUGACAUCGGGAGUAACACCUGGACUAAAAUGGAGUGUGGUGGGGACAGGCCCCCACCCCUGCAGGAACAUACAAUGGUAGCGCAGAGGGGGUGUCUCUUCAUCUUCGGAGGGGAACUAGGCUAUGGCAGCUUUGGAGAGACUCCCCUGUGGAUCUAUAGUAUCUCCCGUCAGACAUGGGAGAAGCCGGUCAUCGAGUCAGAGGUCAAGACCCCUAUUGGGGUCAGGGGUCAUACAGCUGUUGUCUGGCAUGGUGGGAUGCAUGUGUACGGCGGUUAUGUGGAUUUGAAAGGGUCAUCCAGUGAACUUUGGACUCUAGACUUUGAGACAAGAUGGUGGCAUCUAAGCGUUGAUGCCCAAGGAGAGAACUCCCCGCCUCCAAGACAUUGCCAUUCUGCUGUCGUCUAUGAGUCUAGUAUGUGGGUGUAUGGAGGACUGAACAACCUGCAACCACUCCGAGACUUGUGGAAGUGGAGCUUCGCACAGAGAUUCCGGCCUUGUAUGUGCAGGCAGAGAAUGGUGAUCUGGAGUGCUGAACUGGGUGAAUCUCGAGUUUGGACCAGAGUGAAGUCUUACGGGAGUCCUGGAUCGCUUUGCGGCCACAGCGCAGUCCGUGUCGCCAACAGCAUGAUGAUCUUUGGUGGUGAGGGAAAAGAAGACUACAAGAAUGAACUCUGGAAGUUUAAUUUUGAUGCUACCAGCUGGCACAAUGCAACACCCAACCGGAAAAUUACCCCCACCCCGUGUACCCGUCAUGUGAUGUUGUCUAUUCCCAACUUCACCCAUGCUACCUACCUCAACGUCCCCUCACUGGGCGACUUUCGUCCUCACUCUGCACCCAACCGGGCGUAUCCUGACAGGAACCAAGGGGGCGUUGCAUUGACACCCGUUGGACAUAUUGCGCAUCUGUUUGUCAUGCGACCUCAUUCCUCCCCACCGUGUGUCGCAGGGAGCAGUCAUGAGCAGAAAGACAGUGGGUUAUCGCAUCGCUUCCGAAACCGCAUCCAACCUUCACCAACAAACAUCGGUGCCAAGAGGGAGCUAUUUAAAAAACAAGAUGAUACAAACUCAGUACUUAAAACCGAGGGCGAGGAGCUGGUUGCUAUGGCGACCGAUGAUGCAAGAAUCUACAGCGACCCAAAAGCAAAGGAAAACGGGAGGUGGGCCGUCACAUCGCCAGUUGCUGCACCGAAUGAAUACCAAGUCCAACAGGAGGACACGAGUCAUCUUUUGAUCAAUGAGGAAUCUCCGAUUCAUCAUCGACAAGACGGAAGAUGGGCUGAUCAGGAUAAACUGGAUGACACCCUACCCAAUCUUCUCCAGGGAGAUGGGGAAUGGAUCCUGGAGGACUUCAGUGAGCCGAACUCGCCCGUAGCUACCCGGAGACCGUCAGAGAACUUGACAUUGACUUUAACAUCGGACACCAGCUUUGAUAUUCUCUGUACAUCAAAUCCUCUAGAGUGUAUCGAUCGAUUACAUAUCGAUUCGGACAGAAUUUUGUGCAAUAAUGUUUCAUCCCUUUCCACGAAUAAUACCUCGCUGCCAAGUAAUUCUACUUCAUAUUCUAAUAGUUUACAUCAGAGGCUUAAUAACAAUGACUUGUGUGUACAUGCUGAGUGUAAUACCAGUCUCAAAGACAACGAUAUUUAUAAUUGCUAUAGUCUUAUCAAUACAAAAAAUGUUGAGCUUCCGUCCAUACUUGAGCCGGAGAGAAAAGAGGAAAUCUCAGAGAAAAUUCCCCCUCAUAUUGAGGAGGACGUCAUCAAUGUGAAACCAAUACAGGAGAACUUGCCUGAAAAAGAGGAAGGAUCGUCCGAGAAACAAGAGCUGCUGACUUCGCAAACAAAUAUAUUAUCUAGCUACGUGAAUGUCGGCUACGAGUCUUCACGUGAGGAUAUUAGCGAAAGUCCGAGCUCUAAUGGAGUGCAAGACAAACAAUCUGGAGUCACGUUGUAUAAUCAAAACCGAUUGGUCAGAGAUAAUGCAUUCGACCACUCACAGUCGCCGACUCUUAAUGAAAGAGAUGGCCAAUUGGAUUCAGCCAACCCACCUACCAACCAAUCACAAGGAAGGUUAUAUAAGACAAGGAGACCCAGCACCCUAUUGGACCAGAAGCAAGGGUUUAAUGAUCAAAGGUCAAGUACAACCAAUGGGAGGAGAGAUAGCAAGCCCAGGCUACAGGGACGAUCACAAACAUUGAAUAGCCUAAGCUAUCGACAGAAUGAUCAUGAAAUGCCACGGGAUACAACGAGUCUGUUGGUGAAAGAAGACGAAGAAGACCCACAUCUUGAAGAGUAUGAAGAGGAGUUGGAGGUUUGGCAUUGGCCAGUAUUUCUUUACCUUAUGGGUGGUGAAGAGACUGGCUCCUGUAGUCUGCAUCAGAACACCAGCCCUAUGUCAGUGUGGAAAUGCUGCAUCGCCCAAGGAAAACUGACAGACAGUGAGAUCCAGCAAGUCUUAUCCCAGUAUUGAGAGGUAUCAAAUGCAAUUGAUUGAUUCUU